GACUCGGGACUUCAGGAGCAACUUCCCAACCUCGCUACGAGCCUAUGCGAGCCACAUAUAAAGCUAGCAAACUUUUUGCCUUUUUUCCAGCUUUCUCAACCACCAGCUGCCGAGAAGAAAAAAAGACCGCAACUGGGAGAAGCACGAGUCGAAUACAUGAUUUCCAAAUCUGAGCCGUCUCUCGAUUCACUCACCCAUUCACUAGUUCUCAUGUGGAUAGGCUCAUGUGGAUGGGCUUAACACAUCUGAGGCGGAGAUGAGGAUGAACAGACGCCUUCGCAACCUCAACCACUCCUCGCCAUUGACUGACGAUGAUUUUUCCCCCAGCAUUUAUUUGCAAUCAUCAUCUGCAUCACCUGCCUAUGGCAAGUUAGCGACCUCCGCAACUCACCACUUUUGAGCUCUGACCCCCAAAACUCCUACUGCUGCACCCGCCUGGUCAGAAGCGCGGCGAUGCAUCCGCCAACACCGUCUUCAGGAGCGUCCAACCAGUAUUAUGACUCCCACACGAUCUUUCCAGCUUCCAACGAUUCAGUUUUGUCUAUACGAACACUAGACACCACUCAUGGUCAACAACCGACACAAGCGUGCGACUUGCUUGAGAAGCUUCUUCAGGAUGCAGUCAAUACGACUUUCGAAGAUUCGGCCACGUCGGAUACCGAGUCUAUGUCUUCUAUCGAGGUCGAGGAGCCAGCUACGCCUAGUGACCAUGAGAGCGACCAUCAGCGCAAGGCUAACUCCGCCGCCCCCUUGCCUUUGAGCAAAACUCUUACAGUCGAAAUGCCCGCCUCGACAUUACUAGUGCCUCGCAAUCACUACGAGCCCUUCGAAGCUGGAUGUCCUAUACUAUCAGAACAAUCGGCCAUCGAAAACCUUCUGCGGAGUGCAAGGCCUGUGCUAGGCCCAGACGAAUUCCACGAGAUUCAGUUGGAUGACUUUGUCAUAUAUACUGAAGAGAAGCACUACGGCGUGCAGAUGCGCUCGCUCAUAAGGCACAACACGCAGUCCUGUUAUUUCGAUGGACGGCUCAGCUUCGGAGAGGAAAGCUACUUUGUGAGGAGGGUAGCUAUCUCGACUCUGCCUAUAGGGAACUAUGGCACUUUAGAGUCAACUGUCCGCGACGAAAUCUGGAUAACAUCCCCUUUGAGCGAAUCCAAGGAUCUCUACUACAGGCUCAACACACCGGCAGUGGAGUAUAAGCGAUUCUUCGAGCCCUUCGCCUGGGUUACAGAUCUUGCCAAGCACUUUGUGGAUUACAUCAACUCUCGAUGGGAAGAACACCGAAUGCUGGUCACGAUUCACGACUUCAAGGCGCAAUUUGUGUCGUGGGUUGUCAGCGUCCAUGGAGACAACGCCCUUCCAUGGCUAACCCAGCAUCCAAGCAACGAUUACAGGACAUCAAUCGUGGCUUAUUUAGAAUUUAUUCGCAAAGAGGCCAUCGGAGUACUUGGGGAAGAAGACACCUACAGACACACGCUUUGGAACGAAGUUUGGACCUUCCAACAGUAUCAGCGUGUACCAAGCCCGGACGCUAACAUACAGGCGAUCCAUCCCACAUUCGUGACGCCGUACAUUAUGGCUCUCUUCAACCACCUCCCUUUUGGGCAGCUUCUCAAGGCUUUGCCUUUCAGCAGUCACACGAAGUGCUUAUGGAAAGAAGUCAGUCAUUCGCGGGGCUUCCCAUUGCUACAGCACGUGGACAAACGGUCACAGAGACUCGAACCCACAGACGAUCGGAUUCACAAUAUCAAGCCUGGCGACACCAUUUCGACACCAAGAGACACGUCAGAGUCUGGUUCAAAAUGGAUAAGAGAAGAAGCCCUUGACUUCCAUGACGUUGAUCGUUGGUUCGCUCGGGUAUUAAAAGUACACAACCGGGCAGGACGUAUAUCCUUCGACGUGCUGUGGUAUUAUCGCCCUGUGGAUACGCUCUGUGGAAUAAUGAAGUACCCGUGGAGUAACGAGCUAUUCAUUUCCGACCAUUGUUCUUGCGCUCAUACAUCGAAAAUCACACAAGAGGAGGUUCUUGGAGUCCACGACGUCGACUUUUUCGGAUCACCUUCUACCAGGUCUGAGUUCUUUUGUCGCCAGACAUAUAUCCACGAGGAGCGGAAGUGGAUUUCAUUACAGCGAGCUCAUCUAUUUUGGGAGCAUGUUCAGAAUACCACCGAGUCUCUACCGUAUACGAGAGGCAAUACAGUCCUCGUGCACACCGACAAGAGCAGUCAGGUCUCGGAACCCUGCGAGAUCAUUGCACUCCAUGGACCGGCUGGUAUUAAAUAUAAAGUCCGUCGUCUGUUACGACGAGCGCAUGUACAGCCCAAUUCUCGCGCCCCAAAGAACGAGCUUCUUUACUCCGAGCAGGUUCUCGAUGUUCGGGAUAGGGAUAUUACAGGCAGCUGCUCUGUCCGCUUCUUCGACCACAGGAGCCCGAUAUCGAGCCCAUACGACCGAGCAGGAGUGGGUUCUUUGUUCUAUAUCACCCACAAAAUAUCGCAAGACGGCUCGAUCCGGCCAUUAUGCGCCCCAUUUCCACUAUCGCUCCACCAAGGCUUCGACCCAGGCGUAGCUACUAGCUUCCCCAAACUUCGCGGUCUCGAUCUCUUCUGUGGAGGUGGUAACUUUGGCCGUGGCCUCGAAGACGGGGGGGCCAUCCAGAUGCAGUACAUCAAUGACUUUGACACCAAAGCCGUCCACACAUAUAUGGCUAAUGUGGACCCAAAAGAUAACAUACAUCCUUUCCUUGGUUCAAUAGACGAUCUUUAUCGUCUCGCUGCUAUGGGGCGAUUCUCAAAGUCCGUACCUAGGCCCGGGUCUGUUGACUUUAUCUCGGCUGGAAGUCCAUGCCCUGGCUUUUCGCGACUCACAAAUGACAAGACUACUACAAAGCAACGGAAAAACCAGUCGCUCAUCGCUGCCUUUGCUUCUUUUAUCGAUCUCUACCGCCCCAAGUACGGUCUGUUAGAAAACGUACCCAGUAUCGUCCAGAAAAAGGAGAAAAAAGCCGACGAUGUCUUCAGCCAGCUCGCAUGUGCCUUAGUAGGCCUCGGAUACCAGAUUCAGUUGUGUUACAUCGAUGCCUGCUCCCUCGGCUCGCCGCAGAGACGCUCGCGCAUCUUCGUAGCAUUCGCAGCACCAGGCUACACACUCCCUACACCCCCUCAGCAAACUCACUUACACCCACCGGGUACGAGGCCUGGGAGUGUUGGAAAGCUCCCCACCGGUGAUCCUAUGGUUACGCGUUCUAUGCUAAAAGCCACGCCGUUCACUCAUAUACCAGCCGCCGAGGCCACGGCCGACUUGCCAUAUAUCUGGGAUGCGAAGCCUGAUAUUUGCGUUCCAUUUCCUGAUCAUCGGACAGUCGGGCAAACAAGCAAUCUCCAGCAUAAGAUUAACAGCAUCCCGACGCUACCGUAUGGAAUGGAUUUCGCCAAAGCUUGGUACGGUAUCACAAAAAAGGGCGCGCCUGGCUCUGGGGUCUUAACAGUUACCGACAGACACCGCCAUUUUCCAGCAGAUAGGGGUGAAGGCCGUAUGAGCCGCACAGCGCGCGUGUCGUCGGCCUAUGGAAGGCAAGACCCGACAAAGCUUAUCGAGACCGUCGUUACCAAGCUUAACGUUGGGGACGCAAAGGCGGGCCGGGCCAUUCACUCUCAGGAGCCCAGAAUGCUUAGCUUGAUGGAAGCCCGACGUGCGCAAGGCUUUCCAGACGAGGAUGUCCUCCUUGGCGAGCUGGUCAACCAGUAUAAAAUUGUUGGUAAUAGUGUGGCGAGGGAGGUCGCGGUGGCAUGGGGCCUGGCCUUUCGUGACGCAUAUGAGAAGACAUUGGGUGUCAAUGGAGACAACGACCUGCCGCAGGCAGCGAUCCAAGAGACACCUUUUGAAACUGCCAACUCGGUCACCUCCGCCUCUGCGAGUAGCAUUGGGGAGUCCACUAACUCGAGCACUGACUCGAGCACUGACGACGACCAUCUGGAGGAUACCCUGGCUCGGCCAUCCAAUGCGUACACCGACACUCCUUUAACCUCUCAAUCGAGCCUACAAGGGGAGGCCAGCACACCACCACCAAGGAUACCGCGGGCGAUGUCACCACCAGCUUCAGGGCCGAGAACACAUAACAGCAUGGGUCGACUUGAUCAUCAGGCAAGCGCGGGCUUAAUCAGGUCUAGGUCACCGAGCUCAUCCCGCGAUGCGAAUGGCAAACGUCCACUACCGUCAACAGGGGGAUCGAACCGUCCUGCCAAAAUCUCGAGGCACGUUUCGGCUUCGGGAACACAGAGCAUACUGGUGCAAGCGGUGGCUCGGUCAUCGUCAUCUGUCCAACGAGGCCGGACUGUCAUCAGCAGUGAUGAGAACAGCGACACCAAAUAGGUCUGACGAAGACGGCGGCGAGGAGCGUAUCAAGAGGACUGUCAUGGUGCAAAAGAGUCGAGCAAAAAAAAAGGAGACAUCAGGACCGUGCAGCCAACAUGUAUAGCAUCGGCAUUUCUGACCACAUACGAGCAUCUAGAUAUCCCACAGCACUACAUUUCAUAUAAGGACAUUCACAAUGUAUCAGCAAUCCCAUAUGCCAACCAGCGCGCAUAUCCCCCAUUGCGAUCGUCGCCAGAUAGUCAACCCGAAAGGGAUCGCCAGCUGGUUAAACAGCAAUGGAUAACAGAAUAUAGUCUGGCCAGCCAUAGAAUGAGUCAAGCAAACCUCCCAAAGAAAGGUG
Emericellopsis atlantica is the source of this 4714-nucleotide messenger RNA. RefSeq lists its product as uncharacterized. The record is from RefSeq and is a predicted model, not a curated record. Lineage: Eukaryota; Fungi; Ascomycota; Sordariomycetes; Hypocreales; Bionectriaceae. The transcript has a single exon. Gene Ontology annotation, molecular function: methyltransferase activity; chromatin binding. Gene Ontology annotation, cellular component: nucleus. The coding region runs from base 454 to 4371 and encodes 1305 amino acids.